AUGGCCAAUGCUUUUGCAUCGGCAGAAAAUAGACGUGAAGCAUUAGGAUAUUUAUUCGAUAUGUGUGAUACUUCUCUUGACGGAAGAAUGGAUAUGACUGAAUUAGCAGCUUUUAAUUCGAUCGUUACUACCAGUGUAAAGAAAACUCAGAAUGCUUCGACUUAUGAAGCUAUGAAUGUUGCUGGAAAAAUUUUUAGUUUCAUUGGUUUGAAUGCUGAAAAAAAAUUAACUAAAGAACAAUUUAUUGAAGAAUGUGAAAAAAUUCCAUUACUCAAAACAAUGUUCAAAGUCAAGAAAUAA
Rotaria sordida is the source of this 300-nucleotide messenger RNA. NCBI's taxonomy places the organism in Eukaryota, Metazoa, Rotifera, Eurotatoria, Philodinida, Philodinidae. The record is from the annotation of a GenBank genome assembly.